AUGCCAUGGCUUCCCAAGUGGAACCACGCUUCCGCCGCGCCAUGCUCGGCCCGCCAUGCUCAGCUGCCCAAAGACUUCCACACUAGACACCCGGUGCCGCCCGAGGCCACGUGGGCCCCAGCGCAUGCUGCCACCUGUGAACUCCAACGGGUGCGCUGGCCCAGGUGGCCAUACAUGCCUGGAGCACCGCCGCUGCCCGAGGCCACUGGAGUUGAAAGCUGUACUAUAGUCGCUCUCACUCAGGAUGAAAAUCUUUGCAGAGAACUAUAUUUUCGAAUGGCCUCCACGUUCCCUGCGCGUCUUCUCUGCUUCUGCCUCGACCGCUCCUUGACCACAGGCAGGUCUCAGGAUCGGUUCCGGAGUCGCGGGGGUGACUGCUUCCACCCGCGUGGAGGCGGCGGCGGCCGUGGAGGCAUGGGCCUUAACAAGAACCGCGGCCCUAUGGGCCCGGGCCCAGGAGGCCCCAAACCUCUGAUCCCGCCGCUGCCUCCGCAGGAGCCGCCGCCCCAGCAACAGCCGCCGCCGCCGCACUAGCCACCCCAUCAGCAGCCUCCACCACCGCCAGACGCCUCUAAACCGGUCGGUCCUCCGUGGCCCGGCGCCGCGCCGGGAGUAGGCAGCGCUCCGCCGGCCUCGGGGUCGGCCCCGCCGGCUACCCCUCCGACUACUGGCGCUCUGCCAGGGCCCGGCCCCACCCCGACUCUGCCGCCCGCGGUCACCUCGGACCCCCCAGGGGCGCCUCCGCCCGCGCCGCCGAGCAGCAGGGUCCUGACCACUCCUCCUCAGGCCGGGGGCCCGCCGCCUCCUCCCGCAGGAGGCCCGGGUCCCGUGCCUAAGCAGGGUCCAGGUCCUGGCGGCCCCAAGGGCGGCAAAAUGCCUGGUGGGCCGAAGCCCGGCGGCGGCCCGGACCUGAGCACGCCUGGUGGCCACCCCAAGCCUCCACACCGAGGCGGCAGGGAGCCCCGUGGCGGCUGCCAGCACCACCCGCCCUACCACCAGCAGCACCACCAGGGCCUCACACCCGGCGGGCCUGGCGGGCGCAGCGAGGAAAAGAUCUCAAACUCCGAGGGAUUCAAGAGGAGACCUGGUGAGAAAAGGUACACACAGCGCUGUCGAUUGUUUGUUGGGAAUCUACCUGCUGAUAUUACAGAAGAUGAGUUCAAUAGACUGUUUGCUAAAUAUGGAGAACCAGGAGAAGUUUUUAUCAACAAAGGCAAAGGAUUCGGGUUUAUUAAACUUGAAUUUAGAGCCUUGGCUGAAAUUGCCAAAGCUGAACUUGAUGAUACACCCAUGAGAGGUAGACAGCUUCGGGUUCGUUUUGCUACUCAUGCUGCUGCCCUUUCUGUGCAAAAUCUUUCACCCUAUGUUUCCAAUGAACUGUUGGAAGAAGCCUUUAGCCAAUUUGGUCCUAUUGAAAGGGCUGUUGUAAUUGUGGAUGAUGGUGGAAGAUCUACAGGAAAAGGCAUUGUUGAAUUUGCUUCUAAGCCAGCAGCAAGAAAAGCAUUUGAAAGAUGCAGUGAAGGUGUUUUCCUACUGACAACAACUCCUCGUCCAGUCAUUGUGGAACCACUUGAACAACUAGAUGAUGAAGAUGGUCUUCCUGAAAAACUUGCACAGAAGAAUCUAAUGUAUCAAAAGGGGAGAGAAACACCGCCUCGUUUUGCUCAGCAUGGUACAUUUGAAGAUGAAUAUUCUCAGCGAUGGAAGUCUUUGGAUGAAAUGGAAAAACAACAAAGGGAACAAGUUGAAAAAAACAUGAAGGAUACAAAAGACAAGUUGGAAAGUGAAAUGGAAGAUGCUUAUCAUGAACAUCAAGCAAAUCUUUUGCGCCAAGAUCUGAUGAGACGCCAGGAAGAGUUAAGACGAAUGGAAGAACUUCACAAUGAAGAAAUGCAAAAACGUAAAGAAAUGCAAUUAAGGCAAGAGGAGGAACAGCGUAGAAGGGAAGAAGAGAUGAUGAGUCGCCAACGGGAGAUGGAAAAACAAAUGAGACGCCAAAGAGAGGAAAGUUAUAGCCAGAUGAGCUACAUGGACCCAAGAGAAAGAGACAUGAGAAUGGGUGGUGGAGGAGCAAUGAACAUGGGAGAUCCCUAUGGUUCAGGAGGCCAGAAAUUUCCACCUCUAGGUGGAGGUGGUGGCAUAGGUUAUGAAGCUAACCCUGGCGUUCCUCCAGCAACCAUGAGUGGUUCCAUGAUGGGAAGCGACAUGGUGAGAAUGAUUGAUGUUGGCUGAUAUAGGAGUUCUCAUUCACUUCAAAUGGAUAAGGCACUCUUCAAGACACCACUCAACAUGGGCCACCUGUGAAGGAAAGUCACAAGUUGCUAGACUGACAAAGAGUCUAGGUAAGGAUCAGGUGAGCUGUGUCCAGAAAACCAGUGAAGAUGAACAUAAAGAAGGAAUGAAUAAUAUAUCAACUAAUAAAUAUUUUAAAAUUU
This is a messenger RNA of Perognathus longimembris pacificus (Pacific pocket mouse), 2435 nucleotides long. Its product is annotated as splicing factor, proline- and glutamine-rich-like. Gene Ontology annotation, cellular component: nucleus. Gene Ontology annotation, molecular function: RNA binding. Lineage: Eukaryota; Metazoa; Chordata; Mammalia; Rodentia; Heteromyidae. Gene Ontology annotation, biological process: regulation of DNA-templated transcription. The record is from RefSeq and is a predicted model, not a curated record.